AUCACUUCAGUCUGCACAGAUGUCCUCUCCAUGACCUUUCAGAGUAAAUCUCUAAAAACCACUGAGGAAUUGACUCUCCAGAUGUUCCUGCUUUUCCAGGUUGGGAUUGGGACUCUGGCCAACAUUUUUCUAUUUGUUCAGAAUUUCUCUCCCAUCUUUACUGGCUCUCAACUGAGGCCCACACAGGUCAUUAUUAUGAACUUGGCUUUGGCCAAUGUGUUCAUUCUCCUUGUCAUGGCAUUUCCAAGCAACAUGAUGGUUUUUGUUCCAAGGAAACCUCAAACUCAACUGCAAUGCAAAAUUGAGUUCUUCAUUCACCUGGUGGCUCGAAGCACAAACAUGUGCUCCACCUGUGCCCUGAGCAUCCAUCAGUUUGUCACUCUUGUUCCUGGUCACUGGAGUAGGCUGAUGCUCCGUGGAAGAACCCCUAAUGUCCUGAGUUAUUCUUGUUACAGUUGUUGGUUUUUCGGUGUCUUAAAUAAUGUCUAUAUUCCAAUGAAAGUCAGUGGUCCACAGAGCACAGUCAAUGACACUAACAAUAACAGCAAGUGGGUCUGCUCAACAUCUGGAUUCUCUGUAGGCAUAGUCUUCUUGUGUUUUGCCCAUGAUGCCACAUUCAUCAGCAUCAUGAUCUGGUCCAGUGUCUCCAUGGUGCUUUUCCUCCAUAGACAUCACCAGCGAACACAGCACAUCCUCUCUUCCAAUCAGAACCACAGAUGCCGUGCUGAGACCAGAGCAGCCCAAAUGAUACUGAUGCUGGUGGUCACCUUUGUAAGCUUUUAUGUUCUAGGCUGUAUUUGCAGUUUGAUUUGGGUUUCUUUUGUGGACUCUCGUAUCUGGUGGAGGCAUGUAGGUGAAGCUUUGGCUACAAGCUUCCCCACAAUUUCCCCCUUCCUGUUGAUCUUUAGGGAUCCUAAGGAUUCCUGUUCUACGUUCUUCAUCUGCUGA
Molecule: messenger RNA, 948 nt
Organism: Onychomys torridus (southern grasshopper mouse)
Lineage: Eukaryota; Metazoa; Chordata; Mammalia; Rodentia; Cricetidae
Product: vomeronasal type-1 receptor 4-like
Exons: 1
Coding region: 31-948 (305 amino acids)
Biological process (GO): G protein-coupled receptor signaling pathway
Cellular component (GO): membrane
Molecular function (GO): pheromone receptor activity
Source: RefSeq, a predicted model, not a curated record